Molecule: messenger RNA, 13929 nt
Organism: Musca domestica (house fly)
Lineage: Eukaryota; Metazoa; Arthropoda; Insecta; Diptera; Muscidae
Product: piezo-type mechanosensitive ion channel component
Exons: 34
Coding region: 1155-8930 (2591 amino acids)
Source: RefSeq, a predicted model, not a curated record
AUGAAAGAAAACAAUACUACUCUGCUUCGUUGCCAACCUGCCUGGCGUUGCCAUUGUUUACAACAACGACUGUUUUCGUCUUUUUUACUCAGAAUACGGACGAAAUUUAAAGCGGGUGGUUGUGUAAACGGACGUCGUCAUCUGUCGCCGUUGCUGUUCUCGAAUUAGUGAAUUGUGAAAAAAUAGCAAUUUGCUUGCUUGUGCUGUAUCUCUAAAAAAAGUGAAAAAUAAAUUAUAUUUUUUAUACAUAAAAGAAGUAAAAAAGAGGAAUAAAAUGAAUAGAAAAAGUGAUUGAAUUUUUCCCAAAAGUUUUGCUGUAAAAGCCCACAACAAAACAGAGAACUUUUAAAGUCUCACAUUUGCAAAGAGAGCCGGCUGCAGCCAGCUAUAGCAGCAGGAUUUCCUGUGCAGCAUCCGACUGACGUCGUAACCUACAUCAAAGAACAUCAAAAAAAUUUAAAAAAUUGCAAAAAAAAAAAAAAUCCGCCCACCCAAAAUCCGUGUGUGUUUACAUCACCGAUAUUUUUUAUACGAAUUUGGUUUUCGAAAUCGUGUUUUGUUUGAGUUCCUUUUUUAUCGUGAAAACGAAAAUACAACUUCUUACAUCCAUCCAUCCAUUACAAUUUAUGUUUAUACAUAUGUAUAUGUGAAAAUAUCAACAAUAAAAGUGUUACAGAAAAUAAUCUCUAGAGUGCAAUAAAAACAACAAAUAAGAGCCAGCAACCCCUUGUAAGGGGUAAAUCAAAAGGAACGAAUUUGUGGUGAAUCAAACGGGUUGUUUCGGAGGAAAUUGGAAUAAUAAAGAUUGUGCAAUACUUUGUUAAGGGAAUAGGAAGUGGAAGAAGCAUCGAGUGCAUGCGGAAAAAGAUCCUUUGAACACACACACACAUACACGCCCAUCCCAAAAAGAAAAAAAAACAGAAUGUUGGACUUUUGGCUAUAACAGUGUCAUGUUGCCAUGACCUUCAUCGUCAAGGAGGAAUAGCAACAGUGUAAUUUGUAAAUACUUACUACAACAACAACUACUACAACAACUGCAACUAAUAACAACGAGUAGUCUCUUCCAUUUACCCUCAGCAAAAAAAAAGAAACAACAAAAAACUCCCACACACCCAAAAAAAAAAAAACAAAAUUACAAAAACAACGCAAACAAAAUGGCAUUCAGUUACGCCUGCCUUACACUGCAACGUGUAGUCCUACCAAUUGUUUUGGUAUUAGCUGCACUAUAUCGUCCUGUCGGUAUAUCCUUCGUAUACCUGUUGAUGUUCUUCGUGUCGCCGUUCAUACCGGUGGCCACAAAACAGAACUUCAAGGGUUCUGUCACAGCGUAUUUUAUAAUUCUUCUAGCGUUAAGUACCAUACUCCUACUAUGUCACAUUGGACUGCAAGUUUCGAUAUUUGCCCUGCACAUUGGGGAUAUGUUCGGGACGUGUAGCGUUACCGAACGACUGCUGAGGCACAUUGGAUUUAUUGGUUUUCAAAAUUUGAAAGCCUUUGCCAUUGUUGAAUGGCUGGCCCCAGAAGUGGUGGUCUUCAUCACCUCCCUUGUCGUGUACAUAAUCUCCAAAAAAAUCACCCAAACUGUUGAGCCCCAAUUGGAAACUGGGGAUGUGGAGGUGGCGAUACGUGAAAACGGUGGAGGAGGAGGAGGCAGUGAAAAUCCGAAUGAGGAAAUCUCCAAUGCCCUGGUCGAAGAUGCACAAAGACAAAAACAUGUUGUGGUGGCGGCGGCAUCCUCAUCAUCUGCUGCGGCAACAGUCGACGAUAAUACCAAGCCAAAUUUCGAUGGACUGAUAAAAAUAUCUCCCCUUUUCUGUUUGGCAACCCUUUUCUUUUCGGCCGUCCUGCGACCCAGUGUACCAGGUGGUUUUUAUUUUUCAAUAUUCCUACUGUCGGGUCUGUACUGGGCAACGUUCCAAACAUUGCAAAGGAAAUUUGCCAUGUUAUUACGUUUCGUUAUGGUUGUCAUUGUGGCCCAUACCCUUUGUAUUGUCGCCUAUCAAACGCCAUGGAUGCAGGACCAUUUGGAGAAGACAAGUUUAACAGCCAGAUUAAUUGGCCUGGAACCUCUCAUCACAUCCAAAUGUGCCGAUGACAUCCGAAUCAUUGUCUACAACACGGAAUACAAAGCGGAUUCAUUUUUGAAUCCGAUUGUGUUAUUCUUUACCUAUUAUGCAUUAGCCCUAACCACCAAGAAUCUCAUUAAAAUAAGGGUUACUUUACGCCGUGAUCAACAACGUCCUCAAAAUAUAACUGAACCGACUGAAACAACGCCUUUAAUGCGUGCGGCUACACGUAAACCGGCCAAUGAUACGAACAGUUCAACUGUUGCUAUUGGCGGCGGAGCCAUUGGCCAAACGUCACCCAAUGACAUACCGCUGAGCAGUAUGGAAACAAAUCGUUCCCACAAUCGCGAAGAGGAAUACAAAUCGGGAAUAUUGGAUCAAAUUGCCUAUGGCAUAACCGGCGUUGGUGGUUUUAUCUAUCAAAAUAGUUAUAUAUUCACCAAUGUUCUGAUGAUGGCCUGGUCAAUCAUCUACCACAGUUGGCUGACAUUUGUGCUGCUGCUGUGGGCCAAUGUUCUGUGGAUGAUACCGAAUCAGCGCAAAGCCAUGAUGCGUUCGAGUCUUUUUAUUGUAAUUUAUGCGGAGUUGUUGUUAAUAGCCCAAUAUAUUUAUGGCAUGGAUUUGACAAAUGACGAAUUGCCCUCCAAAAUUAAGAUAACCGGCAUUAAUUUACAACAAAUCGGUUUUGAACGUCCCAAAGACAACGACAUGCAGCCCUGUGUUCCGCUGAUAGUGAAAACCUCAUUCCUGCUGAUGUUCUGGGUGACAAUGCGUCAGUUCUUCAAAGAGAAGACGGACAAACGUCGUGACAGCACCCUGGCAGAUAUGUUUGCACCGUUGCAUUUAUCGGUACGCUCAUCGGCGCUCGAUGGCGAUGAUGCUGAUGGUGGGGCCGAUGCCAAGAAAACCUCAAAGUUCCUAAAGAAAAUUGGCACCGUAAUUAAGAAUCUCUUGGUGCGCCUGUGGAUUUGGCUGUUGAUUCUGGUCAUUUUCCUGUGCGCCAUGACAGGUGAUAAAAUGACUGGGUUCCGUAUCUGUUAUAUGGCCCUGUUCCUGUUCUUCUUAUUGGUAUUCCAAUCAUCGUCCAAGGCCUGGGUGAAACUGAUGUAUGGUUUCUGGUUGUUCCUAAUCUUCUAUGCCAUGUCCAUAUUGAUUCUGAUCUAUACCUAUCAGUUUGAUAAGUUCGAUCAGUACUGGAAUGACUAUUUGAAUAUAUCCAAGACUUUACAAACCGACAUUGGUCUGGAACGCUACAAGACCAAAGAUCUGCUCCUGCAUUUCAUUUCGCCCACCAUCAUUGUCAUUCUAACCGUGAUCCAGGUUCACUAUUUCCAUAAACGUUUUAUUGCCUCGAUGAAUCAAACACCGGUGGUGGAGAAACCCGGCCCCGAUCAACAGCAACGACAGCGCACAAAAAGCGGCUCCCGCCCAGCCGAUUAUGAAAUGAAAGAUUUCACCGAAUCUGCCGGGGAGUUGGUGCGUUUGUUUUUGAAACGUUCCCGCCAAAAGGCCGAAAAAUUCCUAAAACAAUUCAAGGGUGUUUUCUGGAGUAUUUUGGAAUUGCAUUGGAUUAAAGUGGUCUAUAUAACGGCAUUUGUGUGCGCCGUCAGUGAGGUCUCCUUGCUCCACGUACCGUUCAUUGUGCUGUGCGUCAUUGGCGUCAUCUCCAAUGUACGCAUGCGCAUAUUUUUCAGUCGUGUCAUCUCGCUGGUUGUCACUCUCAUUGUGCUCUCAAAAAUGAUCUAUCAAAUUGCCUAUUUGGAUCAUACGAAAUAUAAUGCCGAGUGCACGGAAAAUGGUCAAACAAAAAUUGUCGGCAAUAAUGCCGAAUGGUUUGGUCUGUUUAAGGCAAAUUCCGAAACGGGCCUAAUGGGUCUGCUGAAAAAAUAUAUCAUUUAUAUGGUCAUAGCAACAUUGCAUGCUGUCAUCUCAUUGCGACAAUAUCAAAUGCGCCGUCUCAAGGGUACACAAAAUGAUCCCUUGCCGAAAGUACCCUUCCCUGAGGUAACCCGUGAAGAUGCCGAAAAGAAACUGGAGAGUAUGAUUAAAUAUUUACUCAAUUAUGGUUUUUAUAAAUUCGGUUAUGAGAUUUGUAUGAUUGCCUUGGUCUCGACCAUAACCUAUCGGCAAGAUAUUGUGGCGGUUGCCUAUGCUGUGUGGUUGGUGUUAUUGCUGAUAUUCAAGAGGAAAAAGAUUGCCCAUUUCUGGGGUAUUUUCCAAAUAUUCAUAUUGAUUUCGAUUAUUGUGCAGUAUAUUGUUUUGGUCCAAUUGCCACCCACGAUGUGUACGAAAUACAUUUGGGAAGGCUCCCCCUUCUCGGACUCCAUCCAACGCUGGGCAAUGCUACCGGGUCACCUGAAAUACGAUCACACCAAAAAGUUAAUAUUCGAUUUUAUAUUACUGCUCUUGGUGAAUCGUCAGAAACGUGUCUUCUCCAUUGAAAAUAUACCCAACUUCCCGGGUGGCAGUAAUCAAUCGGUGGUCAAGGACAUUGCCAAUCUGGGCAAAGUAGAAUUCGUUAAUCCCACUCAUGAUUUCCUCUCACACAUGCGCAACUAUUUGGAUAUUUUCAAGCAUGCCAUCUUGUGUGGCUUCUAUUGGGUAACUUUAGCUGUGGUGUUUUUGGCUGGUACCAGCAUAGCAGACUUUUUGGCUUUGGGCUAUCUGAUUGGGGCUUUCUUCUUUUUGUGGGAGGGCUCUGAUUUCUAUUUGCGGCCAAUUAAAUCGAUAAUUGGUCUAUGGAAAAUCCUUAUAGCCUAUAAUGUAGCCAAUAUUGUGAUAAAGACCUGCUUGCAAAUGGCUGGUUGUAUGUUCAUGGAAAACUUGGUGACGAACUGUUGUUGGCUUGUCCACAUGUUGGGCAUCAAUUGUGCCAGCAAUGGUCCGCCAGCGGUUGAUGUCGACGAUGAUAACGACACUGACUGCCCUGCCACCACAGUACAAGUUGUCCUGCUAUGGGAUUCGAUAUGUUUUGCCUUCUUGAUAUUCCAAUUGAGAAUAUUCAAAUCACAUUAUUUCUGUCACAUCAUCACCGAUACGCGGGCGAAUAAUAUUUUGGCUUCGAGAGGUGCCGAAAUCAUUGAACAUUUGCGCCAGAAACAAAUCGAAAAACGCCAAGAAUACGAGGAGGAGGUAUUGCACAAAAUCAAACGUAAAAUGGAAAAGAUCCGCGCCACGCAGCAGAAAAUGCUUAGACCUUUAGAAAAACCCACACACUUUGAUGAACAUGGAAAUCCAGUUUAUGGCUCACGACCACAUAAAAGGAAAGAAAUUAAAUUGCAUCCUGCCGCUGUCCGUGCUGGUGAUUAUUACAUGUUCGAGGAUAUUGAUGAUAAAUUUGAAUUGGAUUUAAUAACCGACAGCGAUGGCCUAUUCGAUAAUGACAACGAAAACAUUACCGAGAGUGAAAUUAAGAUGAAUCGCCGUAAGACCCUGUAUGAUGAGAGUCAAAAGCCCAGACCCCAAAAAGAUUCACUGACCGAUACAGCUGGACCCUCUACCAGCAAGGCAGGCGGUGGAGCAGCAGGUGGAGAAACCCCAGCAAAAAUGCCCACAAUGGAACCUAGGCAAAAAACUGAAGUUGACAGUGGUGAAAUAACUGAAAAGGAUACAGAAGAGGAUUUCGAAGCCAAUCCAAUAAUACGUUUAAUGGAAGGAUUUUUGGUUUCGCUGACCAUUCGUUUGAAUCGUUUCUCACGCAAUUAUCGUUAUGUCAAUAAAAUCCUCGAAGAAGAAAAGAAAGCCUUGAAGGAGUCCAACAACCUGUAUAUGUUUAAUGGUCGUUUUAGCGGCCGCAAUGCUGCUGCCAUAUUCAGUUUAAUGAAACGUAACAUUGCCAGUGAUGAACAUGAAGAUGCUACACGUCCUAUUGCUACUACCCCAACCUCAUCGAAAAGGAAUUCUAACAGUGCACCAUCCACCACCACCACACAACCACACAAUGAAUUUAUGCAAUCACCACCAUCACAAAUACCACCAUCCAUUAACAUAUCAACAUCACAAUUACAACAACAACAACAAUAUAAUGAUGAUAUCAAUGCCAUCGAGCCAUCAUCAUAUGAUGUCGUUGAUAGCAAAGAGACACUAUCGGAACCGAAUAGUAGCAAUAAGCUUGUACGACCAAAAGGGCGUAAAUCCGAGCCUUUACCCGAAAUACGCAUUAAGGCUCCAUCGUUCGAUCGUAGUCGCCGUGGCUCAGUUGCUCUAAUUACAAAUCAGUGGGCUCAAGAGAAAGUUACCAGCACGGAAUUGGCAUUCGAUGAAGAUGAUUUUACAGCACGCGAUCACAAUAUUAUUGUGGAAGUUUUGAUUUCAGCCUGGUAUGCCAUACUAUCGAAUACGGAUUUGAUUUGUUACAUUGUGGUGUUCAUUAAUCAGAUUGUCAACGCCAGUUUAAUAUCGUUGCCAUUGCCCUUGAUGAUUUUCCUUUGGGGCACCCUGUCGCUGCCACGUCCCACCAAAACGUUUUGGGUCACUCUUAUCGCAUACACCCAGGCCAUUGUACUUAUCAAAUGUAUCUUCCAAUUUAAAUUGAUCUGGACGAAUUACCAUUACAAUUUACCCAAUAAUCCAUUGGGUAUUGAGAAGUUGUUUGGUGUUGAAAUGAUUCCGGACUAUGCCACAUAUGAUUUGUUGCUGUUGUUGGUGUUGUUCUUCCAUAGAUUUAUUUUGAAAUCUCAUGGCCUUUGGAAGAUCGAUAACUAUAAGACUGCAAUGUUCCAAAGCGAGGCUGACGAGGACCGUAACAGUCUCAAUGCCUCCAAUGCUGAUGGUGCUGAAAUGAACUCAACCAGUGAUCGUCGCCGUUCAAUGGGUUCAGAUUACGCCUCCGGUAGUCGUGAAAGUAUAUCGGCCACCAAUGAAUUGGUGAAGCGUGUUGAAAGUUUCCAACGUCACAAGUACUUGUGUGGCCUCUCAAAAUUCUUCCAUAACUUGAUGCAUAAGGCCCGCCUGCCAACCGAUGUCUAUGCCCUGAUGUUCUUGUGCGAUUUUAUUAAUUUCUUUGUCUUGCUGUUUGGAUUUACGGCAUUUAGUUCAAAGUUAUCUGAUGGUGGUGUCAAAACCUAUUUGGCCGAAAACAAAGUCCCAGUGCCGUUCCUCAUCAUGUUGUUGGUCCAGUUCAUAUUGAUUGUAAUCGAUCGUGCCUUGUAUCUACGCAAAGCAUUGGUGUUCAAAAUUGCUUUCCACUUUAUAUCGGUGGUUGGUAUCCAUAUAUGGAUGUUCUUUGUUGUCCCAGCGGUCACAGAGCGUAGUUUCUAUGCCUCGGCUCCACCAAUAAUAUUCUACAUCAUCAAAUGUUUCUAUUUGCUCUUGUCCAGUUAUCAAAUCAAGUGUGGCUAUCCAACACGUAUUUUGGGCAAUUUCUUAACGAAGAGUUUCUCAAUGAUCAAUAUGAUUUCAUUUAAAAUUUACAUGGUCAUCCCCUUUUUGUACGAGUUACGUACAAUUCUGGAUUGGCUGUGCACGGACACCACAAUGACUCUCUUCGAUUGGCUGAAAAUGGAAGAUAUUUUUGCCAACAUCUAUUCAAUAAAGUGUCUGAGACAAAUGGAAACAGAUUUCCCUGCAGUGCGUGCCCAAAAGAAAGCGGCCUUUAUGAAAUUGUUGAUGGGUGGUGCUGUGAUAUUAUUUAUUGUAUUCCUUAUAUGGGGUCCCCUCACAUUGUUUGCCCUUUUCAAUGCUGUUGGACAAUCUAAUGUUCCCACAGAGGUUAAAGUAUCGCUACGCAUUAGUUCAUAUGAGCCCAUCUAUGUUACCAGCACCCGAGAAAGUACCUAUGUUUUUAACGAUGAAAUGUUUUCACAAAUGAAAAAUGCCUACAUAAAGGAGCGAGAAGCUUUGUCAUUCCUACUGAACUAUGAUGCCUCCGAUAUUGCUGCCAUCAAGCUAAGUGGUAAUUCACCAACUAUGUGGAAUAUUGCACCACCGGAUAAGAUGCGUUUAUUGGAUGAAUUGAAUAGCAAUGCAACCUUAACCGUCCGCUUGGCCUAUGAACUGACACGAACCCCACCCUCCAAGGGCCAAACGGGUACGGUGGGCUCAGAAAUUACCUUCCAAAUGAAUGACACCUAUGCCUAUCGAGAUACCCUAAAGGCCAUGAUAACUGGUGGCCCAAAUGAUAAGAACUCCACCAGUAAUGGAACCCUAAUAGAGGCCAUUAUACCAAAUAUUGUGCCGAAAUUUAUUAAAGUUCUAAACUCCGCUGAUCCAAUAUAUGUCUCAGCAUUGCUUGUCAAUACCAAUAAUAACUUCCGCGACUUGGGCAUCAAGGUCCACACAAAUAACUAUAGCUUCCAGUGGUGGGAAAUUGCCGAUCAUUGUGAUGACAAUCACAACAAUGUUGUGGGUUCGGGUGGCAGCAACAGCCUGGAUGAUGACGAUGAUGAUGGCAUUGAUAAAGCCAAUGAAAUAUUGAAAAAAUUACCCUUGUAUGAUUGCAAUUCGGGUAUAGUUUUCUAUACGUUUAACGAUAAGAAAUUCCCAUCAACAUGGACCUUUAUCACUGCUGGAGGCAUCAUCGGUAUCUACACUACAUUUGUUUUAGUGGUCUCGAGAUUUUUGAAGGGCUUCUUGGGUGGCCAAACUCGCAAAAUUAUGUACGAAGAUUUACCCAAUGUUGAUAGAGUAUUACAAUUGUGCCUUGAUAUUUAUUUGGUAAGAGAAGCCUUAGAAUUCAUGUUGGAAGAAGAUCUAUUUGCCAAACUACUCUUCCUGUAUCGUUCACCGGAAACCAUGAUCAAAUGGACAAGGCCACGGGAAGAGAUCGCUGACGAUGAAACCGAUACGGAUUCAGUGCGUAGCAGAGCCAGUGGGAGAAGAGAACAUCAACAGCAGCCACAGCAGCAGCAACAACAACAACAAUAAUUGAAUCUGUACACAAAAUAUUUGACUGGAUAUUAAGCUAAAAAAUAUAUUUAUAUUAGAGGUUUAUAAUUUUUGUUAUUACCCCUUUUCCUCACAUGUGGAUUGUUCUUUUUUUUACAAAUUUCACUUCAUUUUCUCAAAACAAACCUUAAAUGAAAAUAAGAAGAAAAAAACUGCCGACCAUUUGUAAAAAACAAAGAAACUUUGUUCUAAGAUCGUUUUAGUUUAAAAAUAGUCAAAUAUUAAAUUGUGUGUUUAUUUUUCACUUCUAUAGAAAAUAUUAAGCUAAAAUACUUUUUAUUAUAAAUAUUAAUCCAUUUAGUGUCAAGGUUUGUUUCAUAUUUUCAGGGUGUGGCAAAAAAGUGUACUUGUAUCGUGACGGGAUCCAUAAUGUGGACAUUCCUAAUGAUUAACUAAUUACAGCUUUUUGUGAGGUUAUAAAAAAUAUUAAAAAAUUAUCUUAAAUAUUUAGAGAUUUGGAAGAUAAUCUCAUUAAUAGAAACCUAGCCUAUAGCCCAUUAAAUCUCAAAAAACGUUCCACAUAAUCUUAUUUUUCCGAUAUUUUACCUUUAAAGGUAAAAUAUCGAAAAAGAUAAAAUAUGCCAUUUUUAGCUUGAUUUAAUUGAACAUUAUGGUAGAAACGAAUGUUAGGGUUAAAAGCCACUUGUUCGUACCAAAAUGUUCCUAUUUGUCAGUCUAAUAUGAACAUCCAGAAAUUCAUUUCGAUCGAAUAAAGAAAUUUUGCCCCAGUCCCCCUGUGGAUCUAUUCAUUUUAUAAGUAGUCACUUUUUUAGUUACCUCUGUCACAUUUUGUCUUCUAAUGUUCGAAUGCCAUUAUAUAUUUUUUUGUCUCAUCUAACCUCAAAAGAUACGAACUUUUGUAUUUUUAUUAUAGUUUUUUUUUAUACAUGAAAUAUAUCGAAUCAUAUAAACCAAAUCGAAAGAAUAUUAAAAAAAAACAACAACUAAAAACAACACCAUAAUAAUUAUAUAAAUGUAAUAAAAAUGUGAACUCAUAUUCAGGGAUUUUUAAGCAUUUUUUUGAUACAAAAAAUUAAAUAAAGAAAAAUAAAAUCAUAAAAAAAAACAAACGAAUAAACAACAUGUUUAUAUGUGUGUAAAAGUUGCUUGUACAUAUAUAUGUAUUACAAAUAAGUUAAACACAAAACAAAAUGUAUUAUAGUGAGGAAGAAAAUUUUGAAAAUAUUUGUAAUUUCAUAAAAAAAAAUUUUGUGCAAAAACAAAAAUUUGUGGAAUUCAAACCUUUACCUUGUAAAACAUUUGUGAGCAAAAUCCUUCAUAUUUUUUCCACUCUUUGAUGUAAACAUUUUCUCGGCCACCAAAUAAUAUUUUGUACCUCUUAUAAAUGUGAUGAUUUCAUUUGAAAAUUCUUAAAAGUAUUGUCUCAGACUCCACAAGGAUAUUUAUUCUAGAUCAUCACGAAUUGCUAUGUCGAUUUAACCAUGUCCUAACUAUACAACUUUUGAAAUACGUAGAUAAUAUUUUGAGAAUCUGCAUUUUCAGUUCAUAGAAGUUUUGAAAUUGAGAAAGAGUCAUACAUUCAAGCGAGUCGAAUGUAAAUUGACUUUAUAUACUCCCAGAAAGUAGACACGAAUCCUUGCAAAAAACUGUGCACAUCGAACGACAACGACCCGAUUGAAUGUUACUUGGCUGUUUGAAAUUCGAUUGUUAUCGAUUGAACAAAAUUAUCUUCGAUUUUUGGGUUUUGUCUUGUUAAAGAGAAUAUCAUAUGGUUAUGAUUCAUUUAUUUAAGAAGACGUUAGAAAGACCUUUUCUUCAAAGAAGACCUGAAAAAAGUCUUUCUGUAGAAGCCCUACAAAAGAUUCUUUACAUGGAACACCUGAAAAGUGUCUUCUAUCCGUAAUAGACCUUUCCUAUCUACAUCUACUUGCAGACACCCCUUCCAUAGAAGAAAAUAUAAAUAUUGGAAAAUAUGUACUCAUGAGUAUUCCAUUAGGCAUAAAAAGGGCUAAAAUCUUCAUGUGUAAGUUUUCGGCAUUUCUGUUUGUAACUCCUCGGAAUAAGCACCUCACAACUAAAUAUAUUCUUGAUCAGCAUAAGAUUGUAUGUCAAUUUAGUCAUGUCCGUCCAUAAAUGGAAAUCCCUUUAGCUUCCGAACGAAAUAAAGUAGUUUGAUAAAAAAUUGUUGAGUUGCAUUUUGGAAUUUUUUGGCAAUGACAAUGGAUUUAAGGUGUUUUCGCCGUACAAGUCAUAUUUUUGCUGUAAAUUUGCAGUUUGUAUUCCCUAUAUGUAGAGAACAUCUUUGCAAAGAACUGUCCAUAUAGAUCCAAGUUUAAGUAUAAUCCUCAGAUAAAAGUACCUCCAGAUAUUCGGUAUUUUGUCACAGUUUUCACCGGAGUUGUAUUAAAUUUGACAUUUGGAGUUCGUGAUGGAUACAGGUCCACGUCUUCGUUGAAAUUUUCCUAACUUUUCAGGGAAAUAUUUCAAAUUUGUAAUUUGGUGUUCGCAAUGGUUACUACUUUCUAUUAAAAUUGCCAUAUAAACAUUUUUUCCGUCUUUUGAUUAAUUUAGCCACAUUGACGGUCGUAAUAUGCACCGCCCUCGCUGCCUUCUUUAAAAUCAAAUUCUUAACUUUGACAAAACGGCGAUCCAUACAUUUCGACAGAUAUUUCUACAAAUUGUGCGGAUCAAUUUUUAAAAAAAAAAUCCAGAGAUUUUCCGUAGAAGCUUCUGAUGUCUAUAUGCUUGAUUGAUUUUUUAACCUUGACUGAAUCCAAUGACUAUUUAAUGAGGGCAUGCAAGGAGGAGAAUUCAGACCUUUGUCUUCUCUUGUUGUCAAAAUUUUUUUCCGAGUGCAAUCCUUCAAAAAAGGAAAAUCUCUAUAAACUGUCUCACAAACAAGGCUCCAUAAAUUGACUCAAUAUGAAUUUCAAAUAACAAACUUAGUUGUCAGUUGGGCUUACUGGUCGACCUUUUAUAGGUCAUGGUUGUUCCCGUUUAUUAUUUUUAAAAUAGAAUCAUUAAUUCUAAUUUUUAUUAAAAACAAUUGGCUUUGACAGCAAAACAAGAGAACAGCCAGUCUUAUCGUGUCACCUUGUAAAUACAUCUGGCUGAAUCCUUCACUUUUGAUAAUUGACAUCUAUGGUGUUCCCUAAGACCCUUUCUUCACUCAUUUUUUGCAUAAAUUUCAUAGAGACCUCCCUUAUUAACUUUCCAUGUAUAUAUGCUCGUUUAUACUCCCAUUUCCCGCAAUGACCUCACUAUAAUACACUUUGCCUGCUUUCUCUAGAUUUUUGUGUGAAAACCAAAAUAAAAACAAUAAAUGAAUAUUGUUUUUUAUUUUUUAUUAAAAGUUUUAUUUGUAAUUUUUUUUAUUUACAUAAUUUUUCUUAUAGCGCAACAGUUGUAAUUGUUAAAAAUAAAAACUACUAUAUUUAGAAAAUAUAUAUGUAUGUAACUGUGCAUAGAGAUUUAAAGAAAUGAAAUCUCCUAAACAAAAAAAAAACAAAAAAUGACCUAUCUAUCCAUCUAUUGAAUGUAACAAUAAUUUACAAAAACAACAACAAUAUAUAAAUUUUUAUACUGUACUAUUCUCGCUUCCAUAACAUCCACCACCACCAUCACCACUACCAGAACCUCCUAUAAAAUAAAACAAGAAAACAACUAAAUAACUGUAGCAAAGAAUCAAAUAUGUAGGAGCUUCAUAGCUGAAAUAAAAAAUAUUCGACAUUUUUUUUUUAACUAAAAUAUUUGGUGGUCAAGCGUUCAUACCUUUUUCAUUUUACUUAGAAUUUGUUUUCCGAUUCAGGAGCUUUAUUCUUGAUCUGUGAAAGUACGAAAUGAAAAAAAUUGCUUUGUAAAAUUCCUCUACAAAAGUUUUCAUUUAACUUUUUCACAGAACAAGAAUUAAGGUCCAGAACUUAUUUCGAAACCCAUUUAAAAUUCUGUUAAUUUUUUUAAGAUUUUUUUCCAUUUUCACUUUCCAUUCCCUUUCAUUUUCAUUAAUUUUUUCUCCAUUAUUCAGAAAAAAAUGCAGUGAAAUAAAAGUAUAGCCAAAAAAAAUAUUUAUUAUAAAAUGCCUUAAAUGUUGUAAUUUAUUAAAUAAAUGAUAAACAAAUAAAAAAUGGAAGAUACAAUAAUAUAUACAAAAAAUAUAGAAAAAAAAGAGAAACCAAAAAACUUAAUGUGCUACAUAAGAUACAUUUUCAAAAUCGAUUUGUUAAAAAAAAUUAUGGAAUAAAUAGUUUUCCUUAGCAAAUUAAAAAUAAAUUAUAUACAGUAUGAGCUUAGUAAAUAUAACUUAUAAAAUACCACAUGGGAGAUAUACGGAAUUUCGCCAGAUUCAAAGAGGUAUUAGAAUUUAAAGAAAAAUAUAUGGCUUUUCAGGAAAAUAAAUCAAAAGAAUAAAUUGAGAAAAAUAUUAUCAAAAGCUCUAUCGGAGAGUGAUCUGGAAAUAUAUUUAGAAAAUAAUUAUGUAUUUGUUUUCUUAUAGUUGAAGAUUUAUUCGGUGGAUUACUUUGGUCUAGAGUAUUCCCCUAUUGGCUUAACCUCAUAUUACUCUCCAUCACAUAGAGUGAUCUGCUUCAAAUAUUUUCAUGUUUUGAAUAUUGAAUUUAAUACAAAUCUAUAAAAUAGACAAAUAUUCCUUAAAUACUCCUUUUCCAAAAUUGGAUCAAAAAAGGUGACUUUUAUUAACCAUCUUUGAAUUCAUAAAAUUUUCCUUCUCCGCAUUGAAGUCUCCUCUUCCUAAUCGGGCUCAUACUGUAUAUAAUUUUGAUAAAAAGUCAAUGCUUAAAAUUAUUCUCAUAUGCGAAAAUGUGCGAAACCCAACUAAAAUGCUUGUUAAAAAUAAUAUUCAAAAAAUCAGUAAAUUGGCAUUUUAAAAUUAGAUAGAAAAUAACAAAUAAGGACAAACAGAUAAAAUCAAAUUUAAUUGUAAAUUCAAGAACAACAAAAUUGAAAACAAGGGCUCAAUUCUUAUUCUAUGAAAAUGUGAAAUGAAAAAUUUCAAAAGAAA